AUCUUCAUUUUUUGUUUUGUGAAUAAAAACAGAGGUUUGGGGAAAGUUAUAAAUGUAAACAGGUUAUAAAGCUGCUUAAAUUCAUUCGGCCAAAUCACUUGUAAAUAGAAAAUGUUUCAAAAUAGAUUCCACAGCUUCAAGUUCUUUAAUAAUGUUUAGAGAUUUGUUUAUGCUGAAAUUAUAUUAUGAAGUGUACGGUGAAGUACUAUGGAAAACCCUGCGAUCUUUAACGGUGAAACCCCUCAUCAACCUGUAAAACUAAAUUCUGAAACAAGCACAACGGGUCAGCAACUCUGUGGUAAAAGACCUUCAACCCCUCGCCAGCAGCCAUCUUGUCCCACAAGCUCCGCCCACCAGCCGCCAUCUUGUCUCAUAAACUUGGCCCAUCAGCCGACAUCUAGCCUCACUAGCUCUGCAUCUAAUCCCUCAGGCUCCACCAACCAGCCGGCAACUUGUCCCACAAACUCUGCCUAUCAGCCACCAUCUUAUCCCUCAGGCUCCACACACCAGCCGUCAAGCUCCGCCCAUCAGCCGCCAUCUUGUCCCUCAAGCUCCGCCCACUCGCAGCAGCCAUUAUCUUGUAAGACACCAGUCACCACCGGUGCACUGAUUUUCGGCGGAGACCGAAAAUGGUUGCAACAGAUCACAAAACGUAGCCAUCAGCUGGCCAACUCCGAAUACAAGGGCGGUCUUAAAAGUAACGAGAUUGAAUUCAACUUUAUGGUUGAGUCGAAACUGAAUCGAUGGAUGGCCAGGUUGAGGAGUGGUAAUCUAAAGGAGGAACAGAAGGAGGAGGAGGAGGAAGAGGAGGAGGAGGAGGAGGAUGAUGAGGUGGAGAGUGGAGGAGAUUCGGAGAAGAAUAGUGGAGAAGGAGGAGUAAGUGGAAGACGGGAAGGUGUUGGAGGGGGAAGAGGAGAAGGACAGGGAGGAAGAGGUAGUGAGGAAGAAAGUGAAAGAGGAGGAGGAGGUGGAAGAGUUUGGGAAGGAAUGAGGGGAAAACAAAUAGAUGAGGAAGAAGAAGAAGAAGAAGAACUGGGGGAAGAAGAAGAAGGAGAAGGAGAAGGGAGUAAUGAAGGUUUGGUAAAUGGUAGAAACAGAUCUGGAAAAGGAGGAGGAGGAGGAGGAGGAGGGGGAAGCCAACAAAAGCUGGCAGAAGAAAUAGGUAGAAGAGGUGGUAUAAGUGUGAUAGGAGGAGAAAGAGGAAGUGUGAGAGGAGGAGAUGGAAAGGAAGUGGUUUUAAGGGCUGGUGGAGGAGGAAGAGAAGAAGAAGAGGAAGAAGGAAGAAGUGGGAAGAGGCAACGGUUGGACAAAAUUGAGGAGCUGGAUGAGAAUGACGAAACAGGUCAAAAAGGAAAAUAUGAUGAGAAUUUUGGCAAAAAGGAACAGUAUUUACAGACUGAGGUGCAUCUUAUACAGAUGGAUCUGGAGAGAAAUUUGACAAGGAAGCCAGCCAUAUUGCAUUUAAAUGAGAACAACAGAGAUAUCAAUAUGUUGAAGUACCUGUGUGAGAGAGACAAAGAACUUAAGAGAGCAAAGAGAUGCGUUUUAUGCACUUUAAGCGAUUCCGAUGAGACGAUAAAUGGCGUAGAAAUGGACGGAGAAUCAUGUAAUCAUGUGAAACCUGAGUGA
This is a messenger RNA of Nilaparvata lugens (brown planthopper), 1629 nucleotides long. Its product is annotated as maintenance of mitochondrial morphology protein 1-like. The transcript has 3 exons. The coding region runs from base 208 to 1629 and encodes 473 amino acids. The record is from RefSeq and is a predicted model, not a curated record. NCBI's taxonomy places the organism in Eukaryota, Metazoa, Arthropoda, Insecta, Hemiptera, Delphacidae.